This is a messenger RNA of Anopheles coustani, 2716 nucleotides long. Its product is annotated as tether containing UBX domain for GLUT4. Lineage: Eukaryota; Metazoa; Arthropoda; Insecta; Diptera; Culicidae. Gene Ontology annotation, molecular function: protein binding. Bases 164 to 1816 code for a protein of 550 amino acids. The record is from RefSeq and is a predicted model, not a curated record. The transcript has 3 exons.
UCUCGCGCGAUUUUCGAGAACAGUGGUCGUCCAAGCCAGUCAUCCUUGCUAGUUUCAAUCAAUAACGAUUGCAUACAGAGUUCGGGGGAUAUCUUCACUUUCACACUUUGGAAAGAGCGCUGCCUAAUUGCGAACCGAACGUAGAAGCAAAAGGUGCUACAUCAUGACGUCCCGAGCCGUGACCGUGCUCACGGUACACGGACGCCGGUUGAAUGUGAAGGUUGAACCAAACAUGACUAUCCUGGAGGUGUUGGAAACCGUGUGCCGUAAAUACAAUUUUUCGCCCGAUGAGUAUGGCUUGACGCACCAUAACCGUAUGCUCGAUCUGACGACCAUGUUUCGCUUUUCCGGAUUACCUAACAACGCGUUGCUAGAGAUGGUGCAGGCGAAGCAGGCUCGCACCGAGGAGGACGUGACCAUUUUGUUGCAGCUUGAGGACGGUACCCGACCGAGCGGAACAUUUAAGCCUUCGGACACGUUGCUGCACGUGCUGCAGACGUUGUAUCCAGAUCGGAGCCCAGGUGAUGCAUUCCGCCUGAUGGUAUAUAUGCGCUGCGAGGUUUACUGGGAUGCGAUGAGCACAACCACGCUCAAGAGCCUUGGAUUGUGCAAUGGGCGCGCUACGCUGCGGCUGCUACAGCGUAUGCCGGGAACGGCGAACACACAGGCUAACGUCUCGGCACCGUUGCCGGCGAAAAAGCAGGAGAUUCCCGAGAGUGAAAAGACUGGUGGCACUAGCGACGCUGGUGAGGUUGCGAAAUCCGAAAACGAUCUGACAAUCAAACAAAGCGAAACUCUAGCAACACACAAUAUCGUACCGUUGCCGACGCCGAGUACUGCGCAACAAACGGUUCCGACGCCGGAACCAGAACCGGAACGCCCACCUUCAACCGAACACACAGAUCCGACGAACGAUGAUGCAAAAAAACCAAAAACCGACGCAACACCAUCGAAAACGGUUGCACCGAAAGAAACUGUCCCUGUGGUGCGGGCUGCCGAACCGCCAACCGGACAAAUUGUUAUCAUCGGUGAGCGCCAAGCGGUGCUGUAUCACGUUUCCACCUCGGAAUGUGCGAUGAUCGACCCGGACGAUACGUUUUUCGACCUCUCCGUGCCGGAGGUGCUGCAGAUGCAGAAGCAGCUGCAGGAUCGCGUGAAGGCGUUUGAGGAUGCACCGCUGGUGACGCGUUCGGUGCGGGAGCUCGAGCGUCAGCAGAGCCUGCUCAGCAGCAUGACGCGCUACCGGCAGGCGGUAAUACGGGUGCAGUUUCCCGACCGGCAUGUCCUGCAAGGCAACUUUCAGGUGCACGAAACGGUCCAGCACAUCGAGGAGUUCGUGCGCGGCUUUCUCGCCGAUGCCGCCACGCCGUUCCAUCUUUACACGACCCCGCCAAAGGUGGUUCUCGAUUCGACAGCCUCACUGCUGGAUGCCGGUUGCUUUCCGCUGGCGCUGUUGCACUUCGGCCGGUCUCAGCAGCCAAGCGCUGCACAACCCGGUGGUGAAGACGUUCCCACUAGCGGGUCGGUCUGCGUACUGCGUCCCGAGCUGCUAAGUCAGCUAUCGGACGCGAACGGGGCGGCGAUGGUGGCGAGCCUGGCGAAACGGGUGUCAACCGGCCGGUCGGAGCAAAACUCUCGAAACGAAGCGCAGGAACCCAGCACCGGCAGUAGCGACAGCGUCGACGAACCCCAAACGGGGGGCCCAUCGCAACGAUACAGAAACCGCCUUUCAGCGGCCGCCGCCGCCGCCACCACCAACUCGCCACCAAACUCCAGUGAGCGUGAGGCCAAAAUCUUGAAGUUUUUGAAAAAAUAGUCCUUAAGUGUUCGAUUAAUCAUCAGUUACCGUAGAUGUACCAUAUUUGGUGCAGUUAAGGAAAUUCUGCAUAAAAAGUUGAAUAACCAAAUCAAUGUUCGGUCAAAUCAUACCAUUUUUUGCACAGUGCGAGCCUAACUACCAUUGAAUAUAAGAAAAAUAAGUGAGAAACUCUUAAAUUAAAAUUUCUUUUUCUGACUGUUGAAUAAUUAGGAACACUGUGAGCCAAACUUGGCGCAAAAUAUUUUCGCUUCAAAAUUAGUAUAAAAAUCUCAAAAAGCGCCGAAUAUAACCACGAUUCAUUGGAAAUAGUUACGUUUUAACAGUUUCUGAUAAAAAAAAACCUAAUAAUUUUUCCUUUGCGGAUAAAUGAUUGGAAACAGUUUCACCAUCUCCUUAACAGCGUUGCUAACGCGGGUAAAAAAUGGCGCACUUGUGGGAUGGAAUUUUUCAUUUAAUUAAAUUUACAUUCAAUAACAUGUUUUGAUCCGGAUAUAUUGUACAAACAUAAACAAAUAUAUGACUACAUAUUUUAGACUGAAAUAAUUUGGAAAUAGUCUAAUAUCGAAGAAAAUAUUAGAAAGUGCGCCAAGUUUGGACCCGCGCCAAGUAUGGUGCUUCUACGGUACUAUAAAUUAUCUUUUUCUCGGGUGGCGAGUUGUAGCGCGGUCGGCGUUUGUUCGACUGUAUCCAUUUGUUUCUGCGCUUAUCACACGUUUUUCUUUUCCUAACUUUCAUUUCCUUCAUUCAGCGUUUGUCUUCAUUCUUUGCGUUUAUUCAUUUGUACCGGAGUUGAAGCUCCAAUCGGGUAGCGCAACGUAUAGGGGUACACAUCAAAUGUGUCGGAGUAAAUAAAUGGACUAUUGACAUGUGACUACACAAUAAACAUUAACUGUUGGU